Molecule: messenger RNA, 7197 nt
Organism: Polyodon spathula (Mississippi paddlefish)
Lineage: Eukaryota; Metazoa; Chordata; Actinopteri; Acipenseriformes; Polyodontidae
Product: rho guanine nucleotide exchange factor 12-like
Exons: 42
Coding region: 283-4482 (1399 amino acids)
Biological process (GO): intracellular signal transduction; G protein-coupled receptor signaling pathway
Cellular component (GO): cytoplasm
Molecular function (GO): guanyl-nucleotide exchange factor activity; G protein-coupled receptor binding
Source: RefSeq, a predicted model, not a curated record
UUUCCCAUCAGAAAACCAACCAGGCACGGUAGCAUUCUCAGCAAGGACCCCCCCCCGGACAAGAAGCACAAGAGCGACAAAUCAACCGUCUCAGUGCAGGAGUUCGACCCUACAGACCACAUCCUCAGGAAGAGCAAAUCUUUUCUGGACACCAGUAAACCCGAGGCCUAUGGUUUGGUUCAGCGCUGUGUUAUAAUCCAGAGGGAUGACAAUGGCUUUGGGCUAACAGUCAGUGGAGACAACCCUGUCUUCGUGCAGUCUGUCAAAGAAGAUGGCGCUGCGAUGCGUGCCGGAGUGCAGACUGGGGACAGGAUAAUCAAGGUUAACGGCACCCUAGUGACUCAUUCAAACCAUGUAGAAGUUGUGAAGCUGAUUAAAUCCGGCUCCUAUGUGGCGCUGACAGUGCUGGGGCGCCCCCCGGGGUUACCCCACAUCCCGCUGUCAGAAUCCGAGAGUGAUGCAGGAGCCCUGACCUCUCCCACCUCCCCCGGACAGACCGCCGUCGACAGGGCGCCCAGCAUCACCGCCCCCCAGCCAGUAUGGCAAGAAAACAACAGUGUCCACAACCAGAAGGUGGACAUUCUGCAAAAGAUGUUAUCGAAAGAGGUGCAGGAUUUGCAGGCUAUGAAGGAGGAGUACAGCCGGAGCCCCACCCCAAAGCUACAGAAGGAGAUUCAGGAGGCCAAGAAGCACAUUCCACAGCUGCAAGAGCAGCUCAGCAAAGCUACCGGCGGGGCGCAGGACGGGGUUCAGUCCUCUCGUCCCCCCUCGGAGUCCCUGCAGAUCAGUGAAGUUGAGGACACCUCUGAUGGGGACCAGACCCUGUCCCCUCGCAUGGACGGCAGCGGGACGGACACACGGCCCAACAGUGGGGCGGUCGACGUUACAUCAAACCUUUCCUCCGUCUUCACGGACAGCCACUGCCAAAGAGAUACUCCCUCCCACAGCCCAAAGACUGCACCCAAGGAUGGAGUAAACUCCUUCGAAACGACCCUCACUGAAGACACCCCUGACCAGAACUCCCAUUCCCAGUCAAUUGUGGGCAGCCCCUCGCCCCGGCUUGGAACACAGAUCAUCGGGGCAGAGGAUGACUACUUCGAUACAGAGCAGGAACAGAUGAACGGUCAGUGCAGCUGCUUCCAGAGUAUGGAGUUGCUGAAGUCUCGUCCUGCACACCUGGCUGCUUUCCUCCAUCACGUCGUCUCACAGUUCGAUCCUGCGCCGCUGCUCUGCUACCUCUACGCUGACCUGUACAAGCAGACCAAUUCCAAAGAGACCCGGCGAAUCUUCAUGGACUUCAACACCUUCUUCAUGGACCGUGGGGCGAAUCUGAAGGUUGCUGUUCCAGAAGGGAUCUCCUCGGAGCUUGAGCGGAGGAGGCCGGAGUUCAUCCCAGAGGAACUGCAUCGCCAGUACGUCCAGCUCAUGCAGGACACCCUGCUAACAGACAUCCAGAAGAACCUGGAAGACUUCAGGCAGAAACGCAGCAUGGGGCUGACCCUGGCGGAGAGUGAGCUCACCAAGCUGGACACGGAGCGGCUCCGGGACCGUGUGGGGCUGGAGAGGGAGCGCUCCUGCGCAGAGCAGAUCCUCUCAAAGAUCGAGGAGGUUCUGUUAACGUCACAACCCACUGAAGAGGAGAAAUGCACCACCAUGCAGUACGUCAUCCUCUCCUACAUGAAGCACCUGGGGGUGAAGGUGAAGGAGCCUCGCAACCUGGAGCCCAAACGAGGGCGAAUGGGCUUCCUCCCCAAAAUCAAGAAGAGCAUAAAGAACGAGAAGGAGGGCGAGGAGAAGGUGAAGAAGCCGCGCUUUCCCAGCAUCCUCGGCCAGCCCCGCAGACCCAGUCGCAAUGACAGCAGCGCAAUUGGACGUGCCGUGGAGCUCCACAACAAGCGUCCGCAGAAGCAGUCCUCGCAAUCAGCCUUCAACAUCCCCGAGCACUCGGACCCCGGGCGAGGGCGGCCCAGCCUGUCCAGCGAGGGCUCGGAGCCGGCACACACCCCCUGCAUGAUGUCCUCCCCUCCUCCCAGCGCCCCCGACCCGGACACUGGCCAGUCCCCCUCCUCUGCCCCCCCACGGCCAGGGGAGGCUCUUCUGUCGGGGGACUCCGUGGAUCAGACGUCUCGGACCCCCACCAACCACUUUGAGUUCCCCAGCUCCCCCCUGGAGUACCUGCCAGAGGAGGACCAUGAGAUUGACAGAGCCUACGAGGGGGGAACACCCAGGCCAGUCAGAAGGAUGGACACGCUGGGCUUCAUCGAGGUGCAGAGUGAGGACGAUCAGAGCUCCGAGCUGGAGGCAGACCCCCCAAACUGGCAGCAGCUGGUGAGCCGGGACGUGCUGGCCGGACUGACGCCCCACGAGAUCAAGAGACAGGAGGUCAUCAACGAGCUGUUCUACACGGAGCGCGCUCACAUCCGGACGCUUCGGGUGCUGGACCAGGUGUUUUAUCAGAAGCUGCUUUCCCGCGACGGGAUCCUCCCCCCGGCCGAGAUCAAACACAUCUUCAGCAACCUGGAGGAGAUCCUGCAGCUGCACGCUUCUAUAAUCGAGCAGGUGGCGACAAUCCGAAAAAAGAACGAAACCUCAGUGAUCGACCAGAUAGGAGACGACCUGCUGUCAUGGUUCAGUGGCAGCGAGGAGGAGAAGAUCAAGCGAGCGGCCGGCACCUUCUGCAGCAACCAGCCCUUCGCCCUGGAGCUCAUCAAGACACGGCAAAAGAAGGACAACCGAUUCCUCACCUUCAUACAGGAGGCGGAGAGCAAUCCUCUGUGCCGCCGGCUCCAGCUGAAGGACAUCAUCCCCACGGAGAUGCAGAGACUGACCAAGUACCCACUGCUGCUGGAGAACAUCGCCAAGUACACAGACGACAUCGAGGAGAAGGAGAAGGUGAAGCGGGCGGGGGAGUGCUGCCGGCAGAUCCUCAACUACGUAAACCAGGCUGUCAAGGAGUCUGAGAACAAGCAGAGACUGGAAGACUACCAGCGGAGACUGGACCUCUCAUCACUCAAGCAGAGCGAGUACCCCAUGAUCGAGGAAUUCCGGAAUCUGGACCUGACCAAGAGGAAAAUGAUCCACGAGGGGCCUCUGACCUGGAAGGUGAAUAAAGACAAGACAAUCGAACUGUACACGCUGCUGCUGGAGGACAUCCUGGUUCUGCUACAGAAGCAGGAUGACCGUCUGAUACUCAAGUGCCACAGCAAGAACCUGGCCGGCACUGCGGAGACCAAGCACAUCUUCAGCCCAGUCAUCAAGCUCAACUCAGUGCUGGUGCGGCAGGUCGCCACAGACAACAAGGCCUUCUUCGUGAUCUCCAUGUCUGAUAACGGGGCUCAUAUCUACGAGCUAGUGGCUCAGACCGUGUCGGAGCAGAAAACGUGGCAGUAUGUGAUCACGCAGAGGGCUGGCUCCAUCAAAACCAAACCGCUCAGUGUGAUUGCCUUACCUCAGCCAGCUUCACCCAUCAAUGAUGGGGACCGCGAGGAAGAGGAGGAGAUCAGCACCACCGGGCACCAGAAACUGAGCAAAGAGUCCGAGCGCAUCUCCACAGGCAGCAUCCAGUCCCCAGAGAAAGAUGUGGACGUCACGUCUCCAGUGGUUCUGCAGACGACCCUGUCGAGUCCUGCCCCCUUUGAGGUGCUCAAGCCUGGGGAGGGGGUGGAGGGGGCCAGCUUCCCGGAGUCCGUGCUGGACGAGCGACCCCCCUUCAUGCAGCAGCGCUCCCGCCAGGCCAUCGCCAUGGACGACGAGGAACUGGCGGCCUUCGACUUCCCUCCCUCCCCGUACAGGGCAGAAGAAGCCUUGAAGAACUUGAUGGCGCUGAAGCAGCUGCUGUUCAGUCACUUGUUACUGGAGGAGGAAGGCAGCGAGGAGGCUCACUUCCGACGCUGCUCUUCCACGGAGAGCAGCAGGGCUGUGUCUCAGCGAGGCUCCUUCGACAGCAGCAGCGUGGCCAGAGCCCACGAGCUGAGGCCAGACCGGGCUUCCACUGCCAGCGAGCCAGCCAGCCCGCGGAGCCCGGAGAACGGCCCGGAGAGGGAGGCGGCACUGGUGAACAGUGAUGGGGUCAAAGUGAGAGGAGAGGAGGCAGCGCCGGGGGAGCAGAUGGCAGAGCAGUUCAUCGAGAGCGCUGAGGGAUAUGCAGGAAGCUACCUGAUCCUGGAGGGGUGUGGGGCUGUGGGUGAGAGCAGCACAGACGAGGAUUUCCUUGGGGUCGCCGGGGAGCUGAGCCGGCGCCGAGGAUCAGCGGAGGAUUCUGCGAUUGACCUCAAGAAGCUCCUCUCUUCCUCCUCUUCCUCCUCCUCGCGACGGGUCUCCUCCAUCACCACCCCCGAGCUCAGCCGGCAGGUCAUGGCACACAUGGGGCUGCUCCAAGCCAACCUGCACCACCUCAAGGAGGUCGAGACCAGGUAUAAUAUAUUAUGCCAAAGGCUGGCUGGAUCAGCUUCUGACACAGAGGAGAACAAAGAAAAGAGUUAGUGCUGGCAACACCCCCCCUCCCCCCUCUCCACCCCCCACCCUUUGUCCUGCCCGAAGAGAUGAUGACGGGAAUCAGUGAGGGGUACGUCUGCGGCCCUUGAUACACCCCAGGGUGACCCCGGCACGGCCUGCCGCCAUCGAGGUGAGGGCCCGCCCCAUCCCUCCCCUCUGGAGUGGGGGGCAGGCAGGCAGGAGGAGCCCCCGAGCCCCCCCUUCACCUCCGUCUGCACUAGCCAAUUGGGGAAAGACUGUUCAACCAAACAGCUGCUGAUCAUUCCCUGCGUGUCUUUGCCUUGCUCCAGCACACCGCUGUUUUUAAAAUCAUUCUUCUGGUUUAUCAGUGAGCGAAAUGAAGGAGGACAAAGGAAUACCAAAUGUACAGAGCUUUUUUUGGGUGUAGGAAAUAUUAAAAAAAACAAAUUGUAUUUAGCAUAUCUUUUUUUUCUUCAAGAUAACAACAAAAUCAAGAUGUAUUUAUUUGACUUUUUUUCCCUGUUUUUGUUUUAAAAGCACAUUUUAACUUUUGUUUCGGUGAUGAUGAUGACAAUGCGUUUACCAGUUUUAGGACAGUUUGUAUUGAACUCCCUAUUUAGAAUGAACUUGCAUGCUAUUGGUCCUCCCAAACUCAAGGGGGCUGCCCUCUUUUUUGCCAUGCACUAAACAAAGGUCUAGCCCAAGGCACUAAACUCCGCUGCUGUGUAAAGAAAAGCAGUGCACCAUGCCCAGGAGUUGAAAGCAAAGCCCCCCAAUUUGAGACGGUAAAACACUCAGGCGCCCCUGUUUACUCUGUAGAGGGAGGGAGUCAUAAAUAAUAUGCCUUGAAUAAUAGAGACCCGUGUCCCUCAACUAGAGCAGACUGAACUGCAGUAGAUAAAUCCACACUAGCCAAUCCUAUUGAAAUGCCUACAAUGCGUUGAGUUGAAAGCAUGGGGGACUGCAAAGUAAAUCCGUUUUUGAUGACCUGUGGCUUCAACUCCCCUGUGCUGCUUCUGUAGUGGUAUGAUCCGUGCAGCAGAGGGGGACAGCAGUCCUGAUUGAUUUUCAAGGGCAUGCUUGAUCUCCAAGGUCAUCCUGGGGAGGGAAAAAAAAAGUUCUAUUCCAAAAACCACAGUGUCCCUCAAGGCUUCCCGUUCCCCAUUAAACACGGUAGCAGUCUGUGGCGCUUCUCUUGUUGUUAAAUGAGAAGAAUUCAGUUUGUAACUAAAACCUUUGCACUACAAGCACAGCACGAAAGCAGUUGUAACACUGUGGACUGUUUCAGUCCAGAGGAACCAGGCUUGCGCUCCUUUUUCCCUCCUGCUGGGCAUAACGCAGGCAACUUGUGGUUCUCCAGAGCAAAGCUAACAGAGUUUUCAGUUCCGAUCAGUCUAGCAAGCAGAACGUUGCUUUGUUUGUGAUAGAGUGGGUUCCCUCGAGCAUGGGUGCACUUGGUUUAUUGUAGCAGACCGACUACUAUUUAUAACGGGAAGAAUGUUUUCCAAGUUUGUGGUUUUUUUUUUUUUUUUUUUUAUGUAACCCGAGCCGAUUUUUAAAUAUUUUGUUUUGGCGCAACUCAUUGUCAGAAUGAAAUGUUUGAACUUCUUCUCCAAAUGGUGGUCUGUUUUAUAUAUAUAUAUAUAUAUAUAUAUAUAUAUAUAUAUAUAUAUAUAUAUAUAUAUAUAUAUAUAUAUAUAUAUAUAGACAGCAUUUAAUUUUAUUUUGCUAAGUUGUUUACAGUGUGAUCUCUUGGGAAUUGGCUCGCGUUUUUUUUUUUUUUAUUUUACAAAUGUGUUUACAGUGUUACUCUAGUCUCUUGAUACCAUGUACUGUACACCUGCCGUUAUCACCCAAGUACCCAGCCCUUGUAAUUACAGAAACUACUGUCUCCAGACUGUACCCUAACUGUGGAAUGUGGAGUGUGCUAUUGCGAAAUAACCCUAUUUAAAAAAAAAAAAAAAAAAAACCCAACAGUUUUUGGAAGUUGCUGUAGAGAUUUCUUGGGACUGGCUAGCAUGGGCGUGGUUGGAUAGAGGGCGGGCUGCAGACCGCACAGUAUGAGCCCUGCAUCUAGCAAUCGGAAUAUCCCUGCUUUGGAAGUUGCAUUUAAUCUAGAAGGCACACUGCAGGAUGAAGAUGAACCACAUUCAAAGCUCUUCUCUCCCAGCUCUGGACUAUUUGUGUUUUUUUUUUUUUUUUUUAAAGACGCAAAACUGAAUAAUUGUUGCAGAUUAUGGACGUCACGUACUAAGAGAUUUCUAGGGAAAAGAAAAAACGGAUGGAUUUUUCUUUUAAGUGUAAAAAUUGUAUAUUUAUUUGACCAAUAUCAUUGCAUCUCAAAACCUAUUCCUAACAAUUCUUUUGUUCUCCUUUCUACACCAUACAAUCAUUUACUCUUUUAACAGAGAUUACUAAAAAAAAAAAAAUAAAAAUAAAAAAAACUAUUUCUUAAACUAUUAAUGUAAUCUGUAUUUUUACUGAUCCUGUCUAGACGUUUGAGGCAUUAUUAUUAUUAUUAUUAUUAUUAUUAUUAUUAUUAUUAUUAUUAUUAUUCUUUCUUUGGUUCUUUGUUUAAGAUGUGUAAAAUAGCUCUUUUAGUUGAGAGAUUAUAUGUAAUUUGAGCAAAACAAUAUAUUGUUCAAGAAAAAAAAAGCAAGUUGAUGAAUUGUGUAUUUUUUGGGGGAUUCAGGGCUUAAAAAAAGUGUUUUAAAUAUCAUUAAAUAAGCUUGGUGGAACAGG